Molecule: messenger RNA, 1979 nt
Organism: Annulohypoxylon maeteangense
Lineage: Eukaryota; Fungi; Ascomycota; Sordariomycetes; Xylariales; Hypoxylaceae
Exons: 4
Cellular component (GO): nucleolus; chromatin
Molecular function (GO): peptidyl-prolyl cis-trans isomerase activity; macrolide binding
Source: RefSeq, a predicted model, not a curated record
CUCGAGUCGCGUUCAACGUCCUUUCUCGUCUUUCCUCAUACAACCUUACUUUUUCUUCCUAGCUUUUUACGAUUGCAGUUGGUCAUUGGCAUUUGCGAUUUCGACCAUUCUCUUUAUUAAAUCGUAUCACAGACUUAUAGUCGCACACAUUUUAUCCAUUCAGCUAACCUUCACAUCAAUUCAUCAUGACGAUCGUAGCUCUCGGCCUCUAUGGGCUUGAGGUCCCGGCGCAAGGUGUCUUGGUUCCUGCCAUGACGGAGGGUGGUGUCCCAGGUGCCGCUUAUCGCAUCACUAUGGCUGCUCUCGACCCGACCGAGGCGCCCGAGGCUGACGAGGAGGGCAAUAUCGCUGCCGUCCCUCGUGCUACUCUUAAACUUAUCCGCCGCGUGCCUUCUCACGAUGAUGAAUCGGAUGAUGAAUACCUUAAUGAGUUGAUGGGUGGCUCAUCUGACGAAGAUGAUGACGAUGAUGAUGAGCCGAACGGUGGCCCUAGCGACCCGGCUAAGUCGAAGAAAGCUCGACAGGCUGCUGCUUUACAGAAGCUCAUUCAAGCUGCCCAAGAAGAGGAAGACUCUGACGAGGAGAUGGACGAUGUCAAGCCCAACGGCAUCAAGGCCGGCAAGAAGGGCAAGAAAGGCAAGGAGCCUGCUACGUCCAGCGAUGAUGAGGAUGAGGACGAGAGUGUCGGAUCUGAGUCAUUGGAGCUUGAGGAGUUUGUUGUGUGCACUCUUGACACUGAACGCAACUACCAGCAGCCCAUUGACAUCACCAUUCUUCCUGAUGAGGAGGUGUUCUUCGUAGUUAGGGGAACACACGCCAUUCACUUGACUGGCAACUACCUUAUUGACACCGAUGAGCCCCACUCUGGCUCUGAGGAUGGCGAUGACGAUGAAUACGACAUGGAAGGAAUCGAGGAGUACGACACUGAUGACUCCGAGGUCGACGAACUUGAUGAUCUCCAGGACCCUCGUAUCACAGAGGUAGACUCUGAGGAUGAGCCUCCCAAGCUAGUCAAGACGGAGUCCAAGAAGAGCAAGAACAAACGCCCUGCCGAAGACGAGACCGAGGGUCUUGACGAGCUGAUGGCUAAGGCCGAAGAGACCAAGCUUAGCAAAAAGCAGCAGAAGAAGCUGAAGAACAAUAAAGGCGAAGCGGUUGCUGUUAAGGAGGAGGCCAAGGCCGAAGCCAAGGAUGCUUCUAAGAACGACAAGAAGGUCCAAUUCGCCAAGAACCUCGAGCAAGGUCCUACCGGCUCGGCCGCCGCAGAGAAGGGAGCUAGUCUCGGUGUCAAGGUUGUCCAGGGCGUCACCGUCGACGACCGCAAGAUCGGUUCCGGUCGCAUUGCCAAGAAGGGUAACAAGGUCGAGGUCCGAUACAUCGGCAAGCUCCAAAACGGCAAGGUCUUUGAUGCCAACAAGAAAGGCAAGCCUUUUAGCUUCUCGGUAGGCAAAGGCGAGGUCAUCAAGGGAUGGGACGUCGGUGUUCAGGGCAUGUCCGUAGGUGGAGAGCGUCGCCUCACCAUCCCGGCCAACCUUGCCUACGGCAGCAAAGGCCAACCCGGCAUUCCCGCAAACAGCACCCUGAUCUUUGACAUCAAGCUGUUAGCAAUUAAAUGAUCGCGUGGUUCACCGCAAAAUUCUCCUUACGCUAUUAUUUCCUGAUACCAUCCGGGUUGGUUGUAUUCUAUUUUUGGUCGCUAUGGCCAAGUAUAUGUGCGGUAUGAACUGUCGUCGGGUUUCCUUAAUCAUGCGCUGCGUGGUCUCCGACCUGCGCAGGUCUGCUAGGAUCCGGCGUCGUUUGGACGCGGGAAGCAGAUGUUGUCAUAAGGGAUGACGAGGUCUGUAUUGCAUCAAAGGCGUAAAAAGUGCAAGGGCUGGUUGGUUAUCCUCUCGUGUAAAUGAAUCCACGGCUUUUUGUAGGUAGUUGCAAUGCUACCAAUCAAGUCUACGUUAGUAAAUUUGACGUCUUCCUUAACUGAG